This is a messenger RNA of Paramuricea clavata, 561 nucleotides long. The record is from the annotation of a GenBank genome assembly. NCBI's taxonomy places the organism in Eukaryota, Metazoa, Cnidaria, Anthozoa, Malacalcyonacea, Plexauridae.
AGUUUACCCGGUGUUAGCGAGGUUUUACCAACGAAUACAACUGCUGAUCGCGAAAGUGUCUCGACUAAGAAGCUUCUAAACAGUUCUUUUGAGAAAUUCGAAAGCAGCCGAGGAAUUUUGACUCGUGAACAAGCAAGAAAAGUUGGUUUAGGAUCGGCACGUGAUGUUGAAAUUGCAACCGGAUUUAAAAUACAAGAUGCCACUCUCUUGAGCGAUUGCAUUUCGGCCGCAGCAGUAUGUAGUUCCUGUCGUAAAGCAACAUCAAAACUUAAACUUUAUCAACGAAACAGCGAUAGAGAAGGUUUGUCAGAAUCAUUAUUCCUGCAAUGUUCGUUUUGUGAGGUGGUGACUCCAUUACCAACAAGCAAUCGACUAGGUGGCAAAGGUGGUGGGUCUCAUGAAGUCAACCGUCGAGCAGCUUUGGCUUCCCAUCAAUUUGGCCAUGCUGGAUUGACACAGUUCUGUGCUGGUAUGAACUUACCUCCCCCAGUUGGUAAAGAUUCAUACAAUAAGCAUCUAAUUAAAUUGAGAAGGCUGCCAAAACCAGUGCCGAAGAAGUAA